This is a messenger RNA of Paramisgurnus dabryanus, 3024 nucleotides long. RefSeq names its product zinc finger and BTB domain containing 26 (gene zbtb26). NCBI's taxonomy places the organism in Eukaryota, Metazoa, Chordata, Actinopteri, Cypriniformes, Cobitidae. The record is from RefSeq and is a predicted model, not a curated record. Gene Ontology annotation, biological process: regulation of transcription by RNA polymerase II. Gene Ontology annotation, molecular function: protein binding; RNA polymerase II cis-regulatory region sequence-specific DNA binding; DNA-binding transcription factor activity, RNA polymerase II-specific.
AAAUCUCGCCGACCAAUCAGGCAGCUCAUCAGCGCGUAGCCCAUCCUCUUCCGCCACAAACCAAAACACGGGAGAUUUAUUCAUCUCCAAGACAACGUGUUUUGAAACACCAAGAUUAAAGGAAUUAAAGUAUACAAUGGCUCAGGACGGGGUGAUACUGCAAUUCAACUUUUCCACAUUCGGGGACUCGAUGCUUCAAAAAAUGGAUGCUCUUCGUAGAGAUAGACGCUUCUGUGAUGUCAUCGUGCGCAUCAAUGAUUUAGAAGUCCCUGGACACAAAGUUGUGUUUGCUGCUGGCUCUCCCUUCCUCAGAGACCAGUUUUACCUUCAGGACUCGAAUGAAGUACAAAUAUCCACGCAACAGGACGCAGAAGUCGGAGAGCGACUUCUUCUAUCCUGCUACACCGGGACACUCGAGUUUCCAGAGCUGGAAUUGGUACACUAUUUAACGGUUGCUAGUUUCCUACAGAUGGGUCACAUCGUGGAGCAGUGCACUGAAGCCCUAAACAAAUUCAUAAAACCGCACGAGGUCAAAGAUGAAUCGUCUCGGCAGCCUUCGAACGCACAGCGUGCCUCAUCUCUCGUGGAGACGAUUUGUGAUGAUAAUGAUGAAGAUGAAGUGGACAACGAUGGGGAAGAUGACUCGGAUGAAGAUGACGAUGUGAUCAUAGAGCCAAAAUCUCAGCCUGCUUUUAGAAACAGAGGAGAGAACAGUCCUAUCAGCAUCAUUAAGGUCGAGUCAAUAAAUGACCGAGUGCCGGAAAUCACCGAAAACUUCCAGCGCUCGACUCGUUCUCCCGCACUGCGCUCACCGGAGCCUCAACAUUCCCUGAUAAACUCCACAGUAGAAACACGACCUACUGAUGCUGCCGUUAACCCUGCGGCCGAAUAUUCCCUGUCCUCGCCCGGACCCAGCGGCUCCGGGAAGGGGAAUCUUUGGGGAUGCUCACGGAAUGCAGACAAAGGUAUGCAGUGGUACCAUCAGUGCCCAAAAUGUGCUCGCGUAUUCCGUCAAAUAGAAAACUAUGCCAAUCAUCUGAAGAUGCACAAGUUGUUUAUGUGCCUCUUGUGUGGAAAGACGUUUACCCAAAAAGGAAACCUGCACCGGCACAUGCGGGUCCAUGCCGGCAUCAAGCCCUUUCAGUGUAAGAUAUGUGGCAAGACUUUCACUCAGAAGUGUUCGCUGCUAGACCAUUUGAACCUUCACAGUGGAGACAAACCACACCGUUGUAAUUACUGUGACAUGGUGUUCGCACAUAAACCAGUUUUGCGCAAACACCUGAAGCAGAUUCAUGGCAAGAACAGUUUUGACAAUGCCAAUGAAGGAAACCUGCUAGAAGGACUAUAAAUGUAUAUUUACAUCUAAAAUGAUAAUUAUAUAAAAGGUACAGAAUUUUUUUUGUAUAGUAAACAUGUUCGUAGUUGUAUCAUGAGUGUACUAAAUUAAUCUGUUUAUACAAAUAGAAAAAAAUUGUGUUGAAUUUACUUUUAAAUGCUGCUGUGUAGGGUUGCACAAUGUAUAGUUACAGCAUCAACAAAGCAAUGUGCGCAUCUGCAAUAGUCACAACAUGGAAAAUGCUUGACUGUUUUUUUAAAGGGGACAUUUCACAAGACUUUCUUAAGAUGUAAAAUUAAUCUUUGGUGUCCCCAGAGUACAUAUGUGAAGUUUUAGGAAAAAUUCUGAUUUUUAUGAUAUGUCCCCUUACUAAACUAUAGCAAGUUAGGUACAUACAGUAAUACCACCACACAAAUAUUUUCCUCAAGUUUCCAGAGCUAUAAAAAAUGUAAGGCCAAAGUUAAAUCCUCUCUUUUUAGGUGUUCUGGCAAUUCAUCAAAGAGAUUUUAAUAGUGCUAUUAGGGCUGGGUGAUUUGUCCCCCUAAAAAAAUCUGUGAUUUUUAUAUAUUUUUUUUUAUAAAAAACUUGAUUUACGAUUCGAUUAGAUUUUUCCCCCGCCCCCAUUUAAAACAAAAUAAUUGCAAACUGUACAUAUAUUUUAAAAAUAUAUAUUUAUUAUAUUUAAUUAAAAUGCAUCAACAUGUAAUUUACGUGAAUCCAAACCAACUCCACACGACUGAAUUCGAAGAGCAUUUUUUGGAGGAGCUGCUCUCUUUCGCCAGCUGUUUUUGCCAUGUUGUUUGUGUAAUGUGUAUGCAUGCGCUGUCCUCGGGACAGGGGAGGGGCAGAGGGCUGCGCUGCAGGGAGCGUGCUGCGGAAACCCUGAAGGAAGAUUCGGCGAAUGCAAAAUGUAUGUACUGCGCUAUACUGCUGAGGGGGAGAAAAUAAAUCUAAAAAAACGAUUUUUUUUACAUAUGAUUCGAUUUGACCUACCAACUCGAUUUUAAAAUCAAAUCGUUUUUUCCCCAGCCCUAAGUGCUAUGUGUCGAAGAAAAACAAAAAUAUUUCAAUGUCAGUCCCCCACCAAUAUUGUGCAGCCCUGCUGCUGUGGCAUGUUUUAAGUUAUAUCUUUUGUAAAGAUCUCCAUGUACAGUUGCGGUAUAUCUGAACAGAUUUUAUUUCAGUUUUGACUAAGCCAACACUGCUAACUAUAAGAAUAUGCUUUUGUAUUUUUCAUUUAAAAUACAGCUGUGCUUGGACACUGUGUAAAAUUUGGUCUAUUUUGUAUGUCUCCAUAAUUUCAAGUGUACACACAACUUUGAGAACAUUGAUGUGACUUUAUAUAAUAUAUAAUAACAUCAAAUGUGGAAUGAAGCAUGUUUUUUGUGAGUGUUUAUAUUUUACAUGCAAGAAAAAUUAGGGAUGCACCGACUGUACAGCAAUCGACAUGAUUAAGCUGAAAAUAGCAAAAAAUCUCUCGUUUAUAAUUUUUUUAAAAUGAUAAAAUAUUGCCACUUUUUAUAAAUGACUUAACCGUGCACUUAAUUUUUUUAUUUUAAAUUCACGUGCCUUCAUAAUCUUUUUUUUUUUUUUUCAAUAUGUUUUAUUGUCAUUUUCUCAUUUUAUAACCCCAGAACAAUUACACUUGCUUACACCUCUUCACAUAUACAUCUUCCAUUAAUAUUUCU